Molecule: messenger RNA, 1296 nt
Organism: Parastagonospora nodorum SN15
Lineage: Eukaryota; Fungi; Ascomycota; Dothideomycetes; Pleosporales; Phaeosphaeriaceae
Exons: 2
Coding region: 1-1296 (431 amino acids)
Biological process (GO): protein import into mitochondrial matrix
Cellular component (GO): mitochondrial inner membrane
Molecular function (GO): protein-folding chaperone binding
Source: RefSeq, a predicted model, not a curated record
AUGAAGGAGGAGGAUCCUGUAGCUAAAACGGAUGCUAAAAAGCCUGCAGACGGCAGCACCGCAGAGCAGGCCACAGGUGAACAGGCCAAGGACGGAGAGGAGGCGAAGGAAAAGAAGGCCGGCGAGGAAGAGGCUGGCGAACAAAAAGAGGGCGAAGAGGGAGAGAAGAAAAAGAAGGAGGACGCCCCCGCACCACCGCCCCACGGCGACAAGACACCAUGGCAGGUCUUCACGGAGACUCUGCAGCAGGAGUUCCAGGCGUCGAAAGAAUGGAACGAGGGAACCAAGGAGCUUUCUGGCUCGAUCCACGAUUUCACCCAGAACCCACAAGUCCAGAAGGCGAAGCAGCUUUCGGAUGAGGCUAAGACCAAGACUGCACAGGCUCUGAAGGCCACUGGACGCGCAGUGGGCUCCGGCGCGGCAUGGACAUGGGACACCAUGCCUGUGAAGGGUGUUCGAGCUGCGACUAGAGUUACAGCGUCUGGUCUCGAAUACGCCACGCGACCUGUACGACAGACAAAGGCUUUCCAGGCAGUCAAGGAAACCAUCGACGAUGGCAGCUCAUCGAGAUACGGUGGCUGGGUUGAGAAGGAGGAGCGCAGGAAGCGAAGAGAGCUUCGGGAGCUCAAUGAGCUCCAAAGGACUGGCGGCAAACCCACCGGACCCAUGGAGGAGGACCCUGAAGACAACUCCAAGCUCGCCCAGGGUUUCUUCAGCAUGAAGAGCGUCUACAACGAGUCCGACAACGCAAUUAUCCAGACUGCUCGUAGUAUUUCCGACCGCAUCACAGGUUUCUUUGCCGAGAACGAGACCGCCAUGGUCAUCAAGAGGUUCCGUGAGAUGGACCCCAACUUCCAGAUGGAGCCUUUCCUCACCGAGAUGCGCGAAUACAUCCUCCCAGAAGUUUUGGACGCUUACGUAAAGGGUGACAUCGAGGUGCUGAAGCAGUGGCUGUCCGCGGCCCAGUACUCGGUGUACGCGGCGUUGAUGCAGCAAUACCAAGCUGCUGGACUCAAGUCUGACGGCAAGAUCGUCGACAUUCGAGGCGUCGACGUCCUGAAUGCUAAGCUGCUCGAGCCCGGUGAAAUUCCAGUCUUCAUCCUUACCUGUAGGACCCAGGAGGUCCACGUCUACAAGAACGCCAAGUCUGGAGAGCUGGCAUCCGGCAUGGACGACAAGGUCCAGCAAGUCACAUACGCCAUCGGUGUCACCAGGAUACCCGAGGACGUCAACAACCCCGAAACACGCGGGUGGAGACUGAUUGAACUUCAGAAGAGCGCAAGGGAUUACUAUUGA